This is a messenger RNA of Balaenoptera acutorostrata (minke whale), 4054 nucleotides long. RefSeq names its product protein tyrosine phosphatase non-receptor type 2 (gene PTPN2). Bases 16 to 1272 code for a protein of 418 amino acids. Gene Ontology annotation, molecular function: protein tyrosine phosphatase activity. Lineage: Eukaryota; Metazoa; Chordata; Mammalia; Artiodactyla; Balaenopteridae. The transcript has 10 exons. Gene Ontology annotation, biological process: protein dephosphorylation. The record is from RefSeq and is a predicted model, not a curated record.
GGGCGUGGAGCACGCAUGCGCGGCAGCGGCUGCGCGCUGCCCGGAUCGUGCGGGGCCCAAGCCUCUCCGCCGGCGCAGGCUCCCUCGCGCCAGCUCGCGGCCGCCGCCAUGUCGGCCGCUAUCGAGCGGGAGUUUGAUGAGUUGGACGCUCAGAAUCGCUGGCAGCAGCUGUACCUGGAAAUUCGCAGUGAGUCCCAUGACUAUCCUCAUAGAGUGGCCAAGUUUCCAGAAAACAGAAAUCGAAACAGAUACAGAGAUGUAAGCCCAUAUGAUCACAGUCGUGUUAAACUGCAAAAUGCUGAAAAUGAUUAUAUUAAUGCCAGCUUAGUUGACAUAGAAGAGGCGCAGAGGAGUUACAUCUUAACACAGGGUCCACUUCCUAAUACAGGUUGUCAUUUCUGGCUCAUGGUUUGGCAGCAAAAGACCAAAGCAGUUGUCAUGCUAAACCGAAUUGUGGAGAAAGAAUCGGUUAAAUGUGCACAGUACUGGCCGACAAAGGAUGACCGAGAGAUGCUGUUUAAGGAAACAGGCUUCAGUGUGAAGUUCCUGUCGGAAGACGUGAAGUCCUAUUAUACGGUCCAUGUGCUGCAGUUAGGAAACACCAAUAGUGGUGAAACCAGAACAAUAUCUCACUUUCAUUAUACUACCUGGCCAGAUUUCGGAGUCCCUGAAUCACCAGCUUCAUUUCUCAAUUUCUUAUUUAAAGUGCGAGAGUCUGGCUCCUUGAAUCCUGAACACGGGCCUGCGGUGAUCCACUGUAGUGCCGGCAUUGGGCGGUCAGGCACCUUUUCUCUGGUGGACACUUGUCUUGUUCUGAUGGAAAAAGGAGACAAUAUUAAUAUUAAACAACUGUUACUGAAUAUGAGAAAAUACCGAAUGGGGCUGAUUCAGACACCAGAUCAACUCAGAUUUUCAUACAUGACUAUAAUAGAAGGAGCAAAGUUUAUAAAGGGAGAUUCAAGUAUACAGAAACGGUGGAAAGAACUUUCUAAGGAAGAUGUAUGUCCUGUUUUCGAUCAUUCACCAACCAAAAUAAUGACUGAAAAAUACAACGGGAACAGGAUAGGCCUAGAAGAAGAAAAACUGACAAGUGACAGGUAUACAGGACUGUCCUCUAAAAUGCAAGAUAUGCUGGAGGAAAACAGCGAGAGUGCUCUGCGCAAGCGCCUUCGGGAGGACAGGAAAGCCAGCACAGCUCAGAAGGUGCAGCAGAUGAAGAAGAGGCUGAACGAGACCGAACGAAAAAGGAAAAGUUCAUUGGUUUGGAUUUGAUUCCAUCUUUCCUUGUAUCUGUCUUCAAAGCACUGUUUCUGGGACAGCAGCACCCACAGCCCCUACAACAGCAGAUAAGUUAGAAAUGCCAGGUGUCCUCUUGUUCUGCUGAAUGUGUAUGAGUGAUGUCAUGUUGCAGAGUACUGCCUCGGCUAAGCAGUGACUCAGCCCGAGGGGCUUUUAGUUGGGUCGAGGGAUUGUCUUUAUCAGUAACAACCUGACAAUGAGAAUUCUCAAACGCUAUGACCGUCUCUGUGCAGUCCAGUGGGAGAAUGAAAAAUCCAAUCAUUGGUACUCUUUCUGUUUGGGUUUUAUAAUUUAGAGUGGAAUAUGGGAAUUUUAGGAUUUAGGGAGGAUAUUACUUGAAGAGUCUACUUUAAUACUACUGUCUGGUUUUCCAUCACAUGGUAUGGGGGAGCUAUAAGGAGAAUGGAAUGGGAAUUUUUUUCUUUAUGGAGACCAUUUUUUAAAGAAAAGCAUCAAUUCUUUAUUGUUGCUCUAAUUUGGCAUAGAUUUUUUAGACAUAUGAUGAUGUUGAUACUUCAAAUUACUACUAUAAAAAACCUGAAGUUAUUCUGAGUUUGGUGAAUUCGGGAGUUUCCCACUGGGUAAGUUGAUGUUGUCUGUAAGGCAGUGAGUGCCUUGCUCACCGCAGAGAAGUGUGUGGGACUCUUUUCAGUAAAGCAAGGAUGAGUAUCUGGUGGCAGGAACUACUUCAGUGUGGAGCCAGCCCCUGUCAAGACCUUUUAGUUGUUCUAAGGGGUAGUUCAUCCUUGCUGAGUGUGUCUUUAACACACUGCUGGGGAGGCAACACCUGCCGGUUCUGCGAGUCAGUAGAUACACCUCUCCGAGGUGCAUCCCAUUACCCGAUUUUCAGACGAGAAAACUGAGUCAAAGAAUAAGUAACUUGCAAGGUUGUACAUCUAGAUCAUGACAGAGCUGAGAUUUGAACUCCAGUCUGUAGAAUCCCAGUAACCCCAGGCCUCACGCUUUCCCAUUAUGUCACACGCAACCUGUUUUUAUGGAAUAUUUAAGUGGAAAAGCAUUAGACAGCUACUGUUAUCCAUUAAAAUCCAAAAUAACCCUCUUUUUAUUUUUUAAGUGAAACAAAUCAAAGUUUUCCCCUCCAAAAAAUUUUGUGGAACAGUUUGAACUACCACUGAGCCAGAGUAAUACUGGAACAUCAGAGCACUCUCUAAACCAAACCAUUAUUUCAUUUACUCUGACUGGAUCAGUUCCUUGGUUUUAACAAGGGGACUUCUGAAGGUGUGGGAAACACAUGCAUAUUUUGCAGCACUCAGGGUCAGUCAGAAGCUCCUUUCCUCACAUCAGCCACUUUGGUUCAGGGUUCUCAGGUCCCUGCAAGAAGCACCUGUGGUAGUUUCUGUGACCACAGGCACCUAACAAGAAUGCUUCCUUGGUGUCUGGACAUUUCUCUGUCAGUGCUGGAAAUGAGACACCAAGGAGCCAGCAGUCAGGAAGAAGCCAACUCGUAGUAUUGGGGGUUUUGACUAAAUGUUUUGGAUAAAUGUGUGGGUGUGGUUUAUAUCUCCUAUUUAUUCGCGUGGAGGCACAAUAAUGACAAGUAUUUAGAUCUGGGGUUUUUUUUGUCAGAGCAAGGGAAGUUGAGGGGAAAUAUGUUACCACCUCAGAAGUUCAGCUAUUUGCAAAUAUUGUGAAAUAACAUUAAAAACUCACCUGCCCUUAAAUUAGUUGUUAUUUCAUCUCUCUAUCACUUGUUUAAACUCUCAUUUAUCUUUACUUUUUGGCAUUAAAGUACAAUAAAUCUAUCAGUUAUUUUAUGUCUGUGUUUUCUUUUAAUACUUAAAUCAUGUCACUUCAGUUCUGUAUUUCUGUGAUCAUUAGUAUUACCCUUCAGGACAAAAAGCAUGCUGCUAACAGUCCGUGAGUUAAAGAUAUAAGCCAACUUUAUGUUCAUACAUUACAUUCAUAAUAUUUUUAGCAGUAUGAUACAGUGAAGGUCCAAAUUGGAUUAGACUUUUGCAUUGAAUUCUAAAGUAUUGGUAAGUCUAGCACAUACCAUAUAAUCUUACUAAACUGUUGUGGGUACAUUUUUUUUUUAAACUGUCAGUAUAGCUCACAUGGAGGUCAUUUCUUGAGUAAUACAGGAUGACCUAAAAAAAUUCAUAGUUAUUCUCGUAAAAGAGUGAGAGUUAUGGUGCUUUAACAUGAGUCUACCUCACACCACCAAUUCUGUUUGAAAAUCAAGCACAUAAGCAGUUUUACCAAGGUAACAGUGAAGCACUCAGUGUGAUUGAGUGUGAUGUGUUGGAAUGUUUUUUUGGUUGCCUUUUUAGUUCAUUGUUAGUCCUUUUAUGUUUGUGUGUAUCUGUGUACGUCUGUGUGUUUGGUAAAUAUGAAUUGAAUAGAUGACUUCUUAUUUUAUGUUUUAGGCCAAGAUUGACAGACACCUAAAUAUUCAUGACUUGAGAAUAUUCUGCAGCUAUAAAUUUUGAACCAUUGAUGUGCAAAGCAAGACCUGAAGCCCACUCCGGAAACUAAGUGAGGCUUGAUAAGCCUGUAGAUUGCCUCACAUUUGUCUGUUUACAAAGUAAACCUUACAUCCAGGGAACGAAGAGCACCACCAGCAGAAGACUUUGCAGAACCCUUUCAUUUGAUGCAUUGUUAAGUUUUUUAAUGCGUGUGUGAAAUGUAGAGAGAUGUAAAAGAAAUAAAUUAGGAAAGACUACUUUGUAUUGUACUGCCAUUCCUACUGUAUUUUUAUACUUUUUGGCAGCAUUAAAUAUUUUUAUUAAAUAGA